Messenger RNA from Colletotrichum acutatum, 5484 nucleotides. RefSeq lists its product as uncharacterized. The record is from RefSeq and is a predicted model, not a curated record. The transcript has a single exon. Lineage: Eukaryota; Fungi; Ascomycota; Sordariomycetes; Glomerellales; Glomerellaceae. Bases 261 to 5177 code for a protein of 1638 amino acids.
ACAGCAACAGCAACAGCAACAGCAACAGCAUCAACCACUUCUCACUCCAGACGAGAGCAACAGUGUUGGGACAAAGGUGCACCGCCCACGCAGGGACCGUGACUCGGAAACGCCAUCCCAUCAUCACCGCCCACCAAACGAACGCACCCCAGACUCGACCGAACCGAGGAAGUCGCAAACCAAGUAAAUAACCUCGACAUUUUACCGUGCUUAUAAUUUUCUGCUGCGCCCAAACCUCGUUUUGAAUCUCCAUCGCAGCAAUGGCGCACGCCGGCUAUGCCUCGGUGCGCAGGUCCUCGACGUCGUCCAUGGGCUCAGACUACACAGACGCAGAUGCAGCAGCAGUUGGCGGCAUGGGAAUGGAAACGAGAACGAAAACAAGAGCACAAGACCGAGACUACACAAAGGACCUGGCCUCCUCGUCGUCGCAGCCGUCCGUAUCCGCCACAGCAACGCCCAGUCCUGCCAACUUUUUGUCUCUUGCCGACAAGAGCUUCACGCCUCUAUCCAUGGACAGCGACCUAUUCCCCGAUCGCGAUUUCGACUUGAGCUUUGGCGGUAGCAGCAGUAGUGCGGUAGGAGAGCGCAAGACGACGGGUAGCCCGAGAUUCCGCGACCGCGACCAGCAAAGGUCGACGUCACCACCGCCAGAGACGACGAUGGCAGCGCAUACUCAGGAGACUAGGACGAGGUCGAGGUCGGGAGAAGCAUAUUCAGGAUUAAGCUUACAUGGAGAAACACUAUCGCAUGCGGCGAAGGGAACGGCUUUGGCAACGACAGGAAUGGUGGCAGCGGCAGACGUAGACGAAGAGAGGAAUGUCUCGGGCGCACGCGAUACGACGGAAAUAGAGUGUCGGCCACGGCGGCCAGGGUCGCACUCGAGAAAAAGUCAAACGGAGGACGGUGACGGUCACAGCACAGAGGCAGGAUCAAGGAAUGCUGUGGAUCAAGACGAAGAGUGCGAAAAGUACGAAGAUGACGAGGUGCCGCCAUUCGCAAUUUCGUCUAGGAGCCCGCGCCAGCGCCGUGCCGGGUCGACGCCGCUGUCGCUAGAUCCGCUGCAGGUGAACAGGGGGAGGGGACGGGGAGGCAGGGCGCCCGAAGACGAAGAGAUGGAAAUGGAGCUGGAGGACAGGUGCAGUACCGCUGCCGCUGCCGCUGCUGCUGCAGCGUCUACCGACACUGCUACGGGUUCCACGACAGCGACCACUUCAGGAACCACCACCAACACCAACAACCCAAAAGGGAACAGCGAUAACGAUACGGGCACCGAUAAGAACAUCUUACCUAAGGUCGGUAACGAUAGGAAUACGGGAUCCGAUAAGGACACGGCUGCCGGUAGCGUCAGGGAUGGCGCCAGCACGUCCCUCGAGCUACAGGGCCCCCAGCCAGCGCCAGCGGCAGCGCCAACAGCAGCCAUCCAGGAGAAGCAGCCGAUGCCCACGGGCAGAGUCAUGGCCUCUGCGUCUGCGUCUGCCCCCUUGUUGGCCCUUCGUACGAAAAAUAUCAAUACCACCACCGCAGACAACCUGAAUACGAGCGACCACAAUACGAGAUCCUUUGCUGCUGCAACUGGCACCAUCACGAGCCCGGCAACCUCGACUUCUACCACCACCUCCAAUUCCUUUGCCGCCUGUUCACCCUCCUCGACUGUCCUCUCCGCCCCUGCUGCUCUCGCCCGUCACAUCUCCACCUCGUCCCUUCGGUCCAACAGCAGCCUCAUUUCCCAAAUCCAGGACAGUUUGCAACAGCAGCAGCAGCAGCAACAUCACCACGCCUCUUCGGCAUCUACACUCGUUCGUCCCGUCGCCCAACCAAUCGUUCGUACAAUAUCCGACUCGGGCACCUUCACCCUCAAACACCCCGUUCCGGACCUCAACUGCCGCUCCGGCGCCUAUACCACAAACGUCGCUGCUCUCGAGAAGUCGGCCGAGCGCCUGUCCAUGACCAGCUCCAUCGAGGACGCCAUCCGCGACUUGCAUGGAGAGUUGAAGCGUUCCGACUCCCGCCGUUCCUCCAUCCUUGCUGCCAAUCUCGCCGCAUCCCACUCCCCCAUCGACGAAUCCUCGGCCCAACCCGGUCCCCUUCGCGUCAUCCCUCCCGUCGCCUCCAUCGUCGAGCUCAACAACAACGCCCGCCUCGGCGGCUACUCUCCCAGCGGCUACGUCAUGUCUCCCAAUCACUCUUUGACCGGCCGCCUGCGCUCCGGCUCCAACAACUCACGCGGCCGCCCCGAAAUCGACGUCGAUGCCAUCAUGUCACGACACGGUUCUGGCAAGGGGUCUACCAGGAGUGCCCGCUCUGGAAAGCCUUCCCUUGCUGAGAUCGCCGAAUCGGAACCUGUUGCUCUGACUGGACGUGUUCUUGACGAAGCCGAUCACGCCCCUAUCCCUGUGACAGCCGACGACGACGCUACUAUCCGCCGUCCCAAUACGAACGAAGAGAACCGUGGCAGUGUCUUUAACUUGCUUGGCGAGAUGGACCAGCAUUCUGGAGGCCUUGGCCUGGACUUUGGCGGAGACAGCGGCAGGCGAGACUCUGACGACAGACCGCCCACGCCGAGAUCGACAUCGACGUUUGACCACACCAAUGCCUUUGGGGAUUUUGACGGCGUGCAUUGCCAGCCCGAAGACCUCGAGCGGAGCGAGUACGACUCGCGUGAGCAGAGCGAAUACGGCGACGCGCCCAUGCCCGUCCCGCACACUAUGCCGAUGCCAGACAUCCCAGAGCCUCAGUACGAAGCACCGCCGCCACGUAUGCCACGAAACAACAGGAACACCAUCCGGCCACAGUCCUAUUUUGACGAGCUCACCGGCCAAGAGAUGCUCUACUACCCCGCUCGCGUGCCCGCCAUGCUCAACCUGCCGCCCAAGCUGUCCAGGAAGCCAAAGACCGAGGUCCGGAACGCGAGGCACUCCAAGGUGCUGCAGGCUAUGGGCCAUCCUGGUUUCGGCCAGGCAAAGUACCUGCCUCAGGACCCCGAGGCGUCCCAGGUUCGCGAAUCCAAGAUGUGGCUGCCCGACCCGCUGGCCGGCCACGGCAUGUCCUCUUUUGGCGACGAUAUUGAGGGACAGCGUUCGGGUGACGCAUCGCUCAAAGAACCUGCUGCGGUCGAUUCUCAUGUGCCGUCCGAACAGGGCGACCCGUUGCUGUCGAGUGAUGGUGCUGCUGCUGUUGGUGGUGGUGAAGAACCCGAACACAUGCCAGAGGAUCCCCCGCCAACGCAACGCCGCAAGUCCAAGAUGCCAAGGGCUUCUAACCUGCCGCCACAACUCCGCGCGAGCGCCUUUUUCGAUUUACCGUCCACAACACCGCAGAUCGAGGUCAAGGGAGGCUCCGCAAUGGCGACGCUCGACAGCAUUCUUGAUGCAUCUGCGAAUGCCCCAGUCAGUGCCUUCACGGACCACGCUUUUGCAGGAAAGCUGGGCAAUGAGACGUACGGCCCCGAUAAAAAGAAGAACCGCAAGUCUACCGCCACCGUCUUGCUCCCCGAAGAGCAUGUUCGGGCCGCGUCGCAGAAGAAGAAGGGCGGCCUUAUGCCGUUCAGCAAGAAGUCCGACAAUGGAUCCAGGAAGAAUUCCAUGGCUGGUAGCAGAGAAGAGAACCAAGCUCUUUCUGAUCACGUCGACGGUGAGGAUAGGGAAAAGGCCGAGGGCGAGGGUUCAGAUGAGGAAGAGGAAGAAGAGGAAGUCGAUGAGUUUGCUGGAAUCCUCGAUGGGCCUCCUACGACCCUCCUCGCUGAGCUGCAGUUGCGCAAGUACCACGCCAAGAUGCGCACUCAGAACCCGAACCGUAACGUUGGGCAGAACGGCAUGCAUGCGACACUCAUCGAGCUGGACGCGGUUGCCGAGACGCAGAAGAGGCACCGUGAGAAGAAGAAGAUUGCCCUUGCUUGGGAAGUUGACGGCGCCAAGGAGGAGGACCACGGCUCCGACGAAGACGAGGUUCCGCUUGGCGUCUUGUACGCCGGCAACCCACAUGUGGCCGAGAAGAAUCGACCUAUGGGUCUGAUGGAGCGUCGCGACCUGGAAGAGAAUGAGCCUCUUAGUGCUCGCCGUGCACGUCUCCACGGCCAAGAACCCCCGAGGACAUUGGCUAAGCAGAGGAGCAACUUCACCCUGAACGCCGGUCUGAGCCAGAUGCGUCUCAACCAGAUGCCUUCUGUCGAGCACUUGAGGCCCGAGGAGGAGUCAGAGGACGAAGCUAUCGCUGGAGAGACUCUCGGAGAGCGUAUGCGACGCCUCAGAGCCAAGGACGAAGCCGAGCACAACAAUCUUCCCAACGCCCGCCCUGUCAGUCGAGCAUUCUCUGCGGAGAUCCUAGCCCAGUUUGGCGAUAACGAUGAGAAGAAACCUGGAGACAAGGGCAAGGAGAAGGAGGCCCAGCCAGAGGAGGGAGAGGAGACGCUUGGCCAGCGUAGGAAGAGACUGCAGGCCGAGCGCGAGGCGCGUGAGCAGGAGAUGAUGCUCAGCGGCGGGCCGGUCCAGGCUGAGGCUGAAGCACCUCAAUUGCGCAAGAAGCACAGUCUAGCCGAUGUCCUCAACUCCCACCCGAUUGCCUACAACCCAGCCCUGGACGAGCAGCGCCGCCUCGAGCAGGAGCGGCGCAAGGUUCGGGAACAGGAGGCCAAGAUGGCCGCAGUCCGCGCUCAGAUGCCGCAGACCCUGACCGGGCCGAACAAUCAGCGGAGUGGCGGCUAUAAGAACGGCGCUUUCAACGACGCCAACGGAGGUAGCGGCGGUGGGCCGGGUGCUCGAGGUCUCCUUGCGCAGCCUGGGCUGCCGCCUGUCAGUGCUGGCUUAGGUGUCAAUAUGGGACCUGGCGGAUGGAACCGCUCCAGCAUGGCUUUGAGCAACUACGGAGGGCCUUUCCAGCAGCCUAUGCAGCAGCAGCAUCAAGUGUACGGAAACCCUGGUAUGGCUCAGAUGAGCCAGCCAAAUCUAGGCGGAUACGGAGGCUACACUGCUGGCGGUAUGGGCGGUAUGAAUCACAUGGGAGGCAUGAACGGCAUGAACCCCUACGGCGGAGGCAUGGGUGUACCGAUGCAGAUGCAGCCCAUGGGCAUGCAGCAGGGUAUGGCACCUAUGCCGAUGCAGCAAAUGCAGAUGCCUAUGCAACCUGGCCACAAUGGGCAGAUGCAGUCUAUCGAACGAUGGCGGCAGAGUGUCAUGUACUAGACGAGGGCCAUCCCAGAUCUACAAUACCUCGACUGACCAACUACCUACACACUAAUCUCUGGGCGGACACAAGUCUGCGAGAGUUGUAUAUAACAAUCACACACAACCAUGGCAUUGCGAGGGGAGUUGGAUUGAUUUUCUUUUGUUUGAACAACCUUUGGGUGGUUUGCGAAGCACAGAGCGAUGCGAAGCAUUAGGAUACAAUAGGGGGGUUUGGGGGACAUGGUUUUCUCGGUUUUACCUACACCAGGUACUAGGGGAUUAUUACAGUACAUCCAACGUAUACAAAUCAAUUCUAAUAAUCACA